Molecule: messenger RNA, 3791 nt
Organism: Diachasmimorpha longicaudata
Lineage: Eukaryota; Metazoa; Arthropoda; Insecta; Hymenoptera; Braconidae
Gene: Lsd-1
Product: lipid storage droplets surface-binding protein 1
Exons: 9
Coding region: 847-2034 (395 amino acids)
Biological process (GO): positive regulation of triglyceride storage; lipid storage
Cellular component (GO): lipid droplet; cytosol
Source: RefSeq, a predicted model, not a curated record
UUAUUAAGAGAAAAGUAGAAUAAAAGGGCCUUAGGUUGUAAUUUUCCGAUUUAGAUUAAAUAGUCUUAAUAAAGCUGCAGAAAAAUCCCAUCGUGUGGAUGGAAAUCCAUUUGGACAGUUCGAGGGACUUGUCAUCGUUAUCACGAGACAUUUUCUGUCACAAAGUGCAGCAAUAAAUCUAGUUAUCGUGCGACAUAACAAUAGAAUACAAAAAAUAAUCGGUUCCAGACUUAAAUUUUUUACACUCCCAAUCAGUGUUUUAUUUUCAGCAACAAAAAUUAUGCACUGCGAGGCAAGACAACUGAGUGGCAAAUAUGUGAAACCGUAACCGUAGUGAGGAGGACACAUAAUUUUUUCGGAAUAUUUUACUUAAAUGUUAUUUCAGAUUUUAAAUAAAUGUGAGCCCAGUGUACUCAUCUCCCUAUGAAACUGCUUCACAUUGUAUUUUGCAAUUGUCAACAAGCAGCAAUUAUUUCAACGAAUGUUUUAAACAAUUACGAAAUCGACAUACAAUGCCCUUAUUUUAUUCAUCAUCCCCAUGCCAAUUCCUGCCAAUUUCAUAGAGAAAUUAAUCACCAGUUUUGCAGUUUGAAUCCGCAGAACACCAAUGAUUAUAAAUUUGACGAGUAAAAAAUCACUAACAAAAAAAAAAUAACGAGGAAAGAGUAUUGGUCGUAUCAAUCAAUGGUGUCAUAGGUCAAGCAGAUGAGAUACAGCAGUCCACUCUGAGUCUUGCAGUCGACACCGUGUUCUUCAGCAAGACGUACAAAGUGACUUCCAGUGAUAUUUCAAUGACACCACUCAACUCCAGCAAGAAGUAACCGAUAGCAGGACCCACGGAACGCUAUGUCAGCGAUUUCGUCUCCAGAUAUGACACGACCACCCCCUCUCGUCAGACGGCACUCGGAUUUGCCGCAAUUUGAGUCUGUCGCACGAAUUUCGAGUUUACCACUGGUCGAGAGUGGAAUGAUGAUGGCUGGUAACGUUUAUGAGAGGAUAAAGCGUUCUAAUUCACUGAUGAGUUGGAGUCUUGAUACCGCUGAGCAAUCUAUCGCGAUAGCAACUGCAUCUGCUAAACCCGCGAUUCUAGUCCUUAAUGGCCCUAUCACAACGUUGGAUAAUCUCCUGUGCAAGGGAAUAGCCAUUGUGGAGCAGAGAGUGCCAGCUGUUCAUUUGCCACCACAACUCUUGUACUGGAACACGCGAGAGUACGUGAAUAACAAAUUCGUGAGGCCGGUUUUGAAACGUGCCGGAAGCGUCAAGCAAAUCGGCAGUCAAGCAGCGGAUGCCGCAGCUGAUCGACUCGAUGGUGCACUCACCGUCGCUGACAAAUACGUGGACCAGUAUUUACCGGCGGAUCCAACGGACAAGUCCCAAGAAGAUGCAAAUCCAGUACAGAUAACUAGUAAAACAACACGCACUAUAAUUCACGGAGCGAGAUUUUCGAAAAAAUUGCAGAGGAGGCUAACACGCCGGACAAUGGCAGAAGCCCGGGCACUCAAAGACCAGAGCACCGAGUGCAUUCACGUUUUACUCUAUGUCGUCGAGUUGAUCGCCACAGAUCCGAAGAUGGCCCUCCAAAAGUCUAAGGAGCUUUGGGCCGCAUUAAGCCUCCCGGAGCCUGAGAACCAGGCACGUCCUGCAACACUCGAGCAGCUGUUGGUGCUCUUAACCCGAGAAUCUGCCCGCAGGAUUGUUCAUCUAGUGAAUGGCACAGUAGCUCUUGCGGCCAGGGCUCCGCAGCGUUUGGGUGCCACACUUAUGACGAUUUCACAUCAAUUAUUGUCGAUAGCGGAAGUCACACUGAAGAUGACUCCAAUCAUUGGAAAGAGUGAAAAAACAGACACCCAGAUAUCAAUUCUACGAUCAACCAUCGAGCACCUCAGAGUAACAACAAAUUUAUUGUUGGAACGCACAGCAAUAUUUUUGGCGGGUCGCCCAAAACCCAAAAAGGUAGCAUCCAACCAAGCGCACGACAAUCACAACAACCACCUGUCCAACGAGCCUAAUCGUCCGUCGAAUGGAAUUGAUUAGAUCCCAUCAAGAGUUCUUCGUCAAUGUGCUCUUCGUCAAUCCUCGCUAGGGAGGAUUGUUUAUUCAACGCAUAGUAUCUCGAUUAAUCAUGCUUAUAACAGUUCAAUAAAAUCUUUCAGCUGUGAAUUUAUCUCAACAAAUCUUCUGGAUUUUUCUGUGUCUCCAAUAAAAUCGCGAUUGAGUUGUUUAAAUGUUCUUUUAAUAUCAUUCGAUAUCUAAAUUUUAUGAUGUGGAAUAAAAAUGAGUGUUUACCGGAGCUGUAGGAUUAAGAUGAGUCAAUUCUUUAGAACGUAAUUUUUUUGCAAAUAAAUUAGAAAAAUAAUUGAUAAAGGUAAAAUCACCCGCUCAAGCAAUUUUCUAGUGAACAAUCUUUUCAACUCAAUUAUUGAUCAAGUAGUCGUAGUUAUCAGGUCCUAGAAAAUAGUAUGAAAUGAACAGAUCAGCCACAGAUCAAAGGACCCACUCGCACUCGACAAAUCCCGGUAGAAAUAUUUCUACCCUUUCUCAUCGAGCAUCAGACCAAAUAUUGUAUUUGAAGGCGACUUAAAAACAUUUCACAACGAUAUUUUCAAUAGUUUAAAUUCUCCAAAUCUUAAAUUGACUUUUAAUCUUUACCGGAAUAUCCGCAAAACCAUUAAACUGUUCUACCGGAAAUGCCUUAGACGUAUCCAUAUUGUGUAGAGAUAAAUCGGUAGUGCUGAAGUCUAAAUAGCGCAUCAGUUAUUUUCGGCGCAAAUGAGCCGACUAGACUAUCAAAAAAAAAAAAAAAAACAUAAAGCGUCGGAAAAUAAAAUGACGCAAAAUGGCAUAGUAAAAUCUAAUGUCUCUGGGGCAGAUAAGGAUGCUGUCUAGACACACUAUAGACGCCACAGUGUACACUAAUGGCAUUAUCAAAAAGCAGAUAAGUGCGAAAAUAUUUCAAAUGGAAAUGGAGCGAAAAAAACGCGAGACAUGAAAAAAAUUGUCAAUGUCAGUCGCGCAAAGUAACACGAGUGUUGAGUGUGUUUAGUUGGACCCUGGCCGAUAAGCCGGCUGAACUGUCUUUCUGUCGCGUGACUCAUGUCAGAAAGGAUAGGAUUUUUCCAGACACACUGAAGCCGCAAGCCACACUCUCUCUCAUGUGGUAUUACAUGUCCCGGGGUUUUCAUUUCUAUGAAGAAAAAAAUGAGUUAUUGGUAUUGAUUGGUCGAUGAUUAAGGACAAAAAAUCAAUAAAAUUUGAAAAGCCUUUUGAGCCAUUUUUCAACACCAGUUAUUUCAACUCAUCAACUUACACAGGGAAUUGCAAAGUAACAUGAAUUUUUAAUGAAGUUUUCUCAUGUCUGCAAUAACCACUAAUUAGAUAUAAUUUUCAUUAUCACAUCGCAAAAAAAUUUGAUCGUAAAAAUAUCUGCGCCGCUGCUCCAAUAAGGCAGACAUUUGAAGUUGGACUUUGGAUUAGCUUCACGGCAGCGCUUUCAGUAAUUUGUAAUGUACCGGCAAACUUCCCCAUCGUUCCCAUUGGCACGUAGCAGAGCCUCACGUCGGCGCAAUCCCUUCUCUUCCUCAUGUAAAAUAACGCAUUACAUCGCCGGCUCGGUGUCGCACAUUAUUUAGUUCCAGUCGUUGUGUUAACUUUCGAUACGAUAACAACACUUGCACAUUUCUCAUCUGGCUGCACUGCAUUUUCCGAUAGCUUGUAAAAGAUUUGAAGAUAGCGUGUGAUAAUUUCGAUUGACGCGAAAAAUUCACCCGGUGCAUUUACGCUGAGAAGAACGG